UAUAUCCUGUCAAAUGAAAACAGAAAAUUCAGAAAGAAAAUAUGGCAGAAGAAAACAAUUCGCAAAAGAGAGAAGAAUUUAAGAAAAAACACAAACGUAUACCAAACAAAAAUUAUGCUGUUAAAAAGAGGCUUCCACUUCGGCCUGUUGAUGGCGAAAAUGUGAUAUUUAUUACGAAGAAAACCAAUUUUAAGGCUCAAUUGGAGAAGUGUUGCGAUCUUCUUACUAAAGGUGAAAAAGAAAUAAUACUACACGGCUUAGGAGCUGCUAUCCAACGGUGUUGUAACUUAGCUUUACAACUGGAAAUACUGUUCUCUGGUACUUGUCAAUUAGAAGUUAAUACAGGCACAGUAGACUUAGUUGAUGAUUUGGAGCCUCUGAUUGAUGAUCUGGAUUUUGGAACUCAAGUCAGACACACAUCGUCAGUUCACAUAAGAGUUUUUAGAAGUGCUAUGCUUGGAGCCAACCAGUAAACUAAAAUGUUUUUUACACUUAAUGAAAUAGUGCAGUGGAUAGGACUUACGGUUUUUGAAAUCUGGAUAAACUUAAUAACUAUAACAAUAUUUUCAGUGCUUUUAACAUUAAAAAUAGAUGGUAUUGUGAAUAGUGCAUGGUGGACAAUAUUUGCCCCAUUAUUUGUUAGUGAUGCAAUGAAUGCAUACUUUUGCUGUAUUGUUUGUAUAAGAAUGAAUUUAGAGAACUCUUACAAAGCCUCACUGUAUAGAGCCUCUUGGAGUGGAA
This is a messenger RNA of Galleria mellonella (greater wax moth), 741 nucleotides long. RefSeq names its product transmembrane protein 203-like (gene Tm). Gene Ontology annotation, biological process: tRNA 5'-leader removal; intracellular calcium ion homeostasis. The record is from RefSeq and is a predicted model, not a curated record. Gene Ontology annotation, cellular component: nucleus; endoplasmic reticulum; ribonuclease MRP complex. Bases 42 to 473 code for a protein of 143 amino acids. Gene Ontology annotation, molecular function: nucleic acid binding. NCBI's taxonomy places the organism in Eukaryota, Metazoa, Arthropoda, Insecta, Lepidoptera, Pyralidae. The transcript has 3 exons.